This is a messenger RNA of Penaeus vannamei (Pacific white shrimp), 1550 nucleotides long. RefSeq names its product DDB1- and CUL4-associated factor 17. Gene Ontology annotation, biological process: protein ubiquitination. Gene Ontology annotation, cellular component: Cul4-RING E3 ubiquitin ligase complex. Lineage: Eukaryota; Metazoa; Arthropoda; Malacostraca; Decapoda; Penaeidae. The record is from RefSeq and is a predicted model, not a curated record.
CUCUCACGUAGCACGUUAACCUUCUCUCAUUAGAGUCACACUUAAGGCUUGGUUUUUCCCACAAAACUAUAUCGGAGACGAAUAUACCUGAAAUAGAGCCGGGAUAUGUGAACCAAGCACGCCUCGCCGGCAACGCGAGAACCACAACAAGCAGAGCCUUAUUUUGCGUGAUCCUCAAACGUCGAGUAAACAUCCCCAUUUUUUGGGACAGUUCACCUGUUGUAUGCCAUCAACCACGAAAAGGAUAUAGAUAACAGGGCAACUAUUUAUAACAGAAACAUGAUAACUGCACUCGAAGACAGAUGAACAAGAAGAGGAAACGCCAGAGGAGGCUCAAUUAAGUGCAUUUCUGGGCGUCCAGGACCUACCUGGAGGAGGAGGACGAGUAUGGCCUGAGUGUUAUGUGGCCCUUGAGCAGGACCAUGAAGUCGAGGAGACGCAAGAGUGUGCUGCAUGAGCUCAGGAGAAGGGAAUAUGGAGUCCCAUGUCCGUCUUGGACAAGCCUACAGGCUCUUCGUUAUUGUAUAUUUGGACCAAGAAGAAUGUGGAAACAGCUUUUGCAUGUAAAAGAAAGUUCAUCAAUUGAAUUUUGCGGGGAUCUUUUGUGGACAACAAAACCCGCAAAUGCAGAGGAUAGUGUUAUGCAAAGAAUUUGUGGUGAUGGACACCUCCUUCAGAUGUACAAAGUUGACUUGCACCCUCGACCAAAGGAAAUCAAGGUAUACGAUGUACCAGAUCCAGUCUAUAGGUCUUCUAUUCCAGGGCAAGAGUACCGGCCCGUAAUCUUUGUUCUCCGGAAAGGAAAUGUUUUGACACGUCAUGACCUGGAGAAAGGAACAGUUUUUGACCGUAUUCACCUGGGACAGAUUCAAACCAAGACGCUCUCGAUGAGUUUAAUGGAUGAUGUCCUCAUUGUCAAGUCGCCCAAACUCAAGAUUGAACCACAGACCGAGUACUUCUUUCACUUUAAAGUGUUUCAGAUGCAUCCCUUUGGACUUAUAGCUUCACUCAACAUUCAUGGAUCAGUAUUCCCAGGGGAAGAGGACAAGAAGAAGUAUGGGAAGAUGCGUGAUGUUGAGAUUCAUGAAGGCCUCUUGCUUGUUCUUACAGAAAAGAGCUUUAGUUUGAUUUAUGAUGCACAGGAAAUCAUCAGGAUGAAGAGCACAUCAAAAGAUUUUCAAGUCAUCCCAGACAGUAUAACAUAUGCAAAGGAUAUGGUAGUAGAAGCACCUCCUCUGCUCUUUGCAGCUUACACACACAUGGACAUUCUUGGCUUAGGUGCUUGUCCAUGGGCCUAUAUCAGAGCCAUGUCAGAUUGUCUGUUGCAGGUUCAUGACCUUGCUUCAGAGGAAUUGCUGGAAGGUGGACAAGUGAUGUGGGAAGACAGGAAUGAACAGCAAGUGUCUCCAGAUUAUUUAAUGUUUCAUCCAGAUGAUUCAAACAAACUUAUCCAUAUUAGGACUUCAAAAAUCAGGAUUUUAGCCAUCAAGGAGAGGAAUGGUAAGCGUUAUUUGGAGGAAGAAUUUACUUAUCCAGUGGAAAAAAGAUAA